UGUCAAACCAGUCCUCCCGCUGUAUCACGAUUGGUAAACCACUUUAACAGUGGAGGCUUCCGACAGAUAGCCCCUUGUGUAUCAAACCUUGGGCUAGGUCAUGGGAGAGAAUGGGAUAGAAAACAAGAGGUUGGUAUACCAACAAGAUGAGUGCUAAGACUCUUCACAAUACGAAUAUAUAACCUUUGAGACAGGUCGUCUGAAUUGGAAACAUCAUCAACGGAUGGCAUUUCAGCAACACAUAGGAACAAAUAUCCUUUCCAUCCUUAUACUCUAUCACCAAAUCGUGCACCUUCGCCUACCUUUCUUAAUCAUGAACAAGCUCAUCACAGCCUUAAGUCUCGUCUCGGCCGCGUUGGCACUUCCUCUCACAACCUACGAUGAGUGUGAAAAUGCUUUCUACGCUUGCGUCGCAGCUGGGACACCAGAAAUGGCAUGCUCGUGUACCCUGACAGCUUGUGUUGGCGAGGACAGUGCACGACUUCGCGAGUACUGUUCUUCUGCCACGGCAUCUCUCGCGCAGCCCACCAAGACAGAUGCUCCAUCUGUCAGCAGCAACGAUACAGCUCCUGUUGAAACCUUCACUCCCAUUCCUGGUAUUCCAGGUGGUUGCAAUCCUGCUCAUCCCGGAUCAUGCCCACCGCCUUACCAUACGGGACUUCCCCCAACCUUCACCCCAAUUCCUAUUGUUCCUGGUGGAUGCAGCCCAGCUCAUCCAGAGCUUUGCGCUUCAUCCCAUGUCACCUACACUGCUACUUCAAUCGCAACCCAUCCUUCAAUUCCCGUCCCUACCGAUGGCACUCAACCAGCGCCAUACCCUAGCCCUAAGCCUGUUGAUGGCAAGACUUGGGCAAUCCAGAAUCUCACGCGAUACUGCGGCGAGGAUGACGAUGGAUGUGACUACAACUUUGCGGUAGAGGCUGACGGUAAGACUGAGCGAUGCACCAUCAUCCGUAUGCCUGGCUCCAAUGCUGUGACAGAAAGCUGGGCCAACGAACCCUGCACUGACGGGUCCGACCUGAGCAUCUCGUGGGGCUACGUCACUGAGCCUGCUCCCGCAUUUGCUGUACUCACCGUUGUCAAAGACAAGCAGCUUGCUUGGUUCGGUGUGUCCGAUGUCAAUGGCCAGCAGGUCACACCAUCUAACCCUUUCGGCUCCGGCGACUUUGGAGAUCUGGGGCCUGAACAGGUUUACAGCUACUAAGCGACGUAGCUAGGUACUUACCCUUGACAAAGGAAGUGCAACGGCAGUUGAUGAUUCGAGGCAGAUCUUAUGGGGUAUGGCGAAGGAAAUGAUGGGAUAUUAGACUGUACAGUUUGAUUAGAAUGGCAUUUUGCUCCAAUAAUAGUAAUAGAAUCGCAUAAUAGGAAGAAUACA
Messenger RNA from Fusarium redolens, 1378 nucleotides. RefSeq lists its product as uncharacterized. The record is from RefSeq and is a predicted model, not a curated record. The transcript has a single exon. NCBI's taxonomy places the organism in Eukaryota, Fungi, Ascomycota, Sordariomycetes, Hypocreales, Nectriaceae. Bases 224 to 1204 code for a protein of 326 amino acids.